Molecule: messenger RNA, 2058 nt
Organism: Schistocerca americana (American grasshopper)
Lineage: Eukaryota; Metazoa; Arthropoda; Insecta; Orthoptera; Acrididae
Exons: 6
Coding region: 1-1761 (586 amino acids)
Source: RefSeq, a predicted model, not a curated record
AUGCCGUCCGCCAGCGCCAGCGAGGCCCCUCGGCCGCCCAGCCGGCCGGCCAGCGCCAGCCCACCAGGCUCGCCGCCGUCGGCGCCCACGUCGCCCCCGCGGCCGCGCGCCACCUCCGCCUCCCGGCCCGCCCCCGGCGCCCCCAGGUUCGCCGACGCCGACGCCGACGCCGUCGCCUCCGCCCCCUGCAGCCCCCGCGACAAGGCCGCCCCCGCGGAGCGCGACCACCUCCGCCACAAGUCGGCCACCGCCAACGGACAUGCCGGCGCCAUUCGCCGCCACGUGGCCGGCGCGCCGACCACUGUCCAGGUGCGGCAAGUCGUGGCGGCGCCGGCGAGCGCGCGGCUGGGGGCGCGCCGCAGCCCGCUGGCGGUGCGCGCGCUGUGGUGGGUGCUGCACUUCCUGGGGCACGCGCUGUGCACGACGGCCUACCUGGUGUGGAGCCAGCUGCUGUUGCUGUGGCCCGCUGUCUGGCUGUCCGCCUGGCUGUACGUGCUGCUGUGGCCCUGGCGGCUGCUGCUCGCCUGGGGCUGGAACCGCGUGCGCACAAACAGGCCCACCGUGCUCGUCAGCGGCGGCGGCUCCGUGCAGGCUCUGCACCUCGCCAGGAACCUCUACAGCUGCGGGGCGCGCGUGAUCUGCGUGGAGGUGGAGGGCGUGUUCCGGCUGUCGCGCUUCUCUGCGGCGGUGCGCCGCUUCUACACGCUGCCGGCUCCCGCCGCCUCCGAGGACGGCGUGCAGCGCUACGUGCGCGCCCUCUGCGACAUCGUGCAGAAGGAGCGCUGCUCGCUUUACGUGCCCGUCUGCUCCUCCACCACCGCCUACUACGACGCCUUCGCCAAGCCGCACCUCGAAAUGCUAGGGUGCACCGUGUUCUGCCCCGGCGUGCGCGAGGUGUGGCUGCUGGACGACGUGCAGGAGGUGCUGCGGCGCGCCGAGGAGGCGGGGCUGCACGCGCCGCUGUACUACCCGGUGGCGCGCCGCGACGACGUGCUGCGGCUGUACGAGUCGGGCGUGCUGGCGGCGGGCACGCACUUCAUGGCGAGCGCGGGCGCGCUGGGCUGCCGCGACCGCGUCAAGCUGCGCCUGCCCGCGGCGCGCGCCCAGUUCCGCAUGCCGUACGAGAUGUCGCCGCAGCGGCCGUGGGUCGUGGUGCAGGACCUGCCCGGCGAGCACUUCCUCACCUGCACCACGGUGCGCGACGCCGUCGUGCUCGCCAACGUCACGUGCCGCGUGCUCGACUCGGGCGAGCUGGUGCCCGUCGACCACCGCGCCGUCGACCAGUGGCUCACCGCCUUCUUCAGCAGGCUGCGCGUCCUCAGGCAGUUCUCGGGACACGUCUCCUUCAGGUUCGUGGUGUCAGAGGCGUCGGGCGCGCUCGUGGUGCUGGGCAGCCGCGUGGGCGUGUCGCUGCCGUACAUCUGCCACGACAGCGCGCACGCGCGCCUGCUGUGGCGGCCGUGCCGGCGCCACCAGCAGCUGCAGCAGCAGCAGGGCGCCAGCGCGAGCGCGGCGGCCGUGGCGGCGGGCCGCUACUGGCUGCCCGACGCGCUGCUGCAGACGCUGCGCGCGCAGCCCAGCCUGCGCGCCGUGCGCCGCCUGCUCGGCACCGUGCUGGACAAGCGCGAGGCGCUGUUCGCCGCCUGGGACCCGCUGCCCUACUGCGCCUACUACCACCUGCAGCUGCCCACGCGCCGCGUCGUCAACCUGCUGCGCAACGCGCCGCCGCUGCAGGGCUGCCCGCUGCCGCCCACGCACUGACCAGAUCUCUCAACGUUCAGCAUCACUGAGGAUCUGUUCAAGUCAGAAGGGCAAAUGAGCGGAAGAGAGCAGUCGUCAGAACUGUAGCUCAUUUUCUUUUCGUAGUGCACUCUCAUCAACAUAUUUGUAAAUAUUCAUAAUGUUAGUGUAAAUAUUUAUUUUAUUUAGUGUUUAGUUAUUUUGUAACUCAAAAAAUUGACUGAGGGAAUUUUUUGUUCAUGUUGAGCUUAUUGCUCAAAUGAAAUGAGUGACUGUAUACAUUAUUCACAUUUAAAAAAUAAAAAGAUCUUCAUGUUA